This is a messenger RNA of Pseudovirgaria hyperparasitica, 668 nucleotides long. RefSeq lists its product as uncharacterized. NCBI's taxonomy places the organism in Eukaryota, Fungi, Ascomycota, Dothideomycetes, Acrospermales, Acrospermaceae. The coding region runs from base 105 to 479 and encodes 124 amino acids. The transcript has a single exon. The record is from RefSeq and is a predicted model, not a curated record.
UUUCGUCCACCACCACUACUACUACCACCACCACUACUACUACCACCACCACUACUACUACCACCACCACCACCAUCCCACGCACACGCAGCCAUACACAGUCCAUGAUCACGCGAAGCUGUCAAAUACUCAUAUGCCUGUCCAAUACCAGCCACCCCAUGAUACGCCCUGCUUGUUGCUCAACAGGGUUCACCGCCUCGUGCCGUAAAGGGUGUGCUGCUACUCUCCUGUACCAUGCGACCCAGGGUCCAGUGCCUGUUUUGUGUCUUUUUCCUAUAUUUCUGCAUAGUCACUCACCACAACAACUCCACUUAGUAUUCUUCUUGUUUCCUUGUUUUAUGAGCGUGAACUUCCCCUUCAUCUCGAUCUCCUUCUUAUCUGCCGAUCUUGUGUAUGCAAUCGUCGUUGCCGUCUCGCACGCACGAACGAACGCACAAACGCAGGUACACACGCAGGGCACACCAUUAGGUCUCAGGUGAACGAUCGGUCGCGUCUGAGUGAUCGCCGCCUCCCGUGCACCCCUUCAAUGAGGUACACCCACGCGCGGCUCUGCUGAGUCCGCGUAUGCUCCGGUCACCGCUAUAUAUUUGCGCGUGAGGAACGUUCUGCUGCGACUACAUAUUGCUCCCUGCCGCCACCAGAUUGGCCCCCUUCUACCUCCCAAGUUC